CCAUGGCGACAUGUUCAAGGAUUUUACUGUUAUUGAUGGCCACGCUGAUAUUCCUCGGAGAAAUGAAAAUUGGCUAUUGCGGAACAACUGCAAAACCUAUGCCUUCGCCUUCUGCCCCUUCUCCCUGUGGAUCCAUUGAAUCCAUUAUCACCCAGGAUUUCUUUAACCGGAUUAAAUCAGGAAUUUCUGCUUCUUGUGUGGGAAAGAAUUUCUACACUUACGGUGGCUUUAUCAGCGCAGCAAAAGCUAGCGAUUUCGCCGAUUUUGGCACCACCGGAAGUCUUGAUGUUCGAAAGAGAGAGCUCGCUGCUUUCUUUGCCAACGUCGCCCAUGAGACUAUAGAUCUGUGCUAUGUGGAAGAAAUCGAAAAAGACACCUAUUGCGAGCCUUCCACAGAAUAUCCAUGUUCAAGUGGAAAGCAAUACUAUGGACGAGGGCCUCUUCAGCUAAGCUGGAAUUACAACUACGGAGCGGCGGGAAAAUAUUUUGGACUUCCACUGCUGACUAGGCCAGAUUUGGUUGCCCAAAAGUUAGACGUUGCGUUCAAGACUUCGCUGUGGUUUUGGAUGAGCGGCAGCAACUGUCACGACGCCAUGACUUCAACCGGCGACGGAAAAGGAUUUGGCGGCACAAUAAUGGCCAUAAAUGGCGGAGAAUGCAACGGAGGACGACCAUCGGCGGUGCAGAAUCGGGUUCGUCAUUACGAGGAAUUCUGUAAAAUGCUCAAUGUCAGCACCGGUCCCAACGUCUCUUGUUAGCAUUUCUUUCGCUCAAGACAAAUCAAUAAAUAAGUAUAUGAAUUCUG
Messenger RNA from Cryptomeria japonica (Japanese cedar), 805 nucleotides. Its product is annotated as endochitinase 4-like. Gene Ontology annotation, biological process: chitin catabolic process; carbohydrate metabolic process; cell wall macromolecule catabolic process. The transcript has 3 exons. Gene Ontology annotation, molecular function: chitinase activity. The record is from RefSeq and is a predicted model, not a curated record. Lineage: Eukaryota; Viridiplantae; Streptophyta; Pinopsida; Cupressales; Cupressaceae. Bases 3 to 758 code for a protein of 251 amino acids.